AUGGUGUAUGGUGGCAAACCCAGCACCGGAUGCCACUUGUGUCGCAAGAGAAAGAUCAAGUGUGAUGAGGCACGCCCUGGAUGCCGCAACUGUGGAAUCUAUGGCCGGCCUUGCCCUGGCUAUCGACCUGAUGGGGUCUUUCGCAAUGAGACCUGGAAGAUUGAGCGCCAAGCAAAAAAAGUCAUUCCUCCCCCAUCUAAUAGUCAAAGUGUGACGCCGGACUCUCAGUCGCCUAUAAUUUUUGACCGUCAUGGUGGAAUUCCGAGCAGCAGCAGCAGCAGCGGUUCUUCGUUAUCGUUGAUUUCUAUGGCUGAUUCGACCUGGCAAGAGCGUGCAGUAUGCUAUUUUUUCGAUCAAUACAUAAUUAAUCCUGAGUUCGAAGAUGGGAUGGGUCACUUGGACUACUUACCUGGGUUAUAUACUCAGCUCAACCGGGGGAAGGCAACAUCUCCCUGUCUCUCGUGGGCUAUAGAGGCCACGGCCCUCAUGGCUCUUGGUAAUGUUUCAAAAGCCCCUCAACUUAUAACGAGGGCACGUCGAGGAUAUGGCAAGGCUUUAAGUACCUUACGAGGUGCGUUGGAUUCGCCUACUGAAGCCCUUCAGGAUGAAACUUUUGCCUCUGUCGUUCUUCUAUCAUUAUUUGAAGACGUCUCCGGUGAACGGAAUGGGCUAAAUAGUUCUCACACGGCUGGCUUUGAGUUCCUCAUGAAACUUCGGGGCGAAGGCCAGCUCAAUAAUCGACAGGGUCGCGACAUGUUUAACUUUGCCUAUGCGCAUACGUAUGUCGAAGUCCUUGCACUAGGUGAGAAGCCUAGGGUUGAUGUGGAUUGGAUCCUAGAUCAAUUGGAUAGAGAAGAUCCUAUCCAGCGACUUAUGCUUGCCACAUCCAAACUCAGUCAGCUUUUCUUAGCUAUGCAAUCUACACCCAGUCCACCUAACGUUGAUAUUGUCAAAAAGUGGAUUAGGUUGGGACAGGAGUGCGAUUUCGAAUUAUCUCAAUGGACGCUUCACUUGACCGAUCGUUGGCUACCACUGGUAGUCUACUCCGCCCAAGGUGAGACCCUGAUCACAUAUAACCGAAUUUCGAAUUGUGUGGUCUGGAACUAUUACCGUGCUGCACGUGUUAUGUUACAACAACUCCUUCUCAGCCUCAAUCGAACCCUCUCCAUCGUUAUAAUGAAAGAAAAGCGACCAGGCGAUCCCCUUACUACCAAGUCUACGCCCGAAGAGACCAGUUUGCGAGCACUCGUCAAAGAAAUGACUGCCGAUGUGUGCCGUAGUAUCCCGUUUGCCAUGGCCGAUGUGGAUACCAUGGGCCGACCAACUAUACCGGGCAAGAUAGAGAGGCCCGUCCGAGCCGCUCAGAGUUACGGAUUGAUCUGGCCGUACUGGUAUAUUCUUUCAUGUGGUAUGCCUACGCCACACCAGGUGAAUCUCAUUCGCACCGUAUUAUUUCGGAUUGGAACUACACAAGGGAUCAAUCUUGCCUUGAUUUUAGCACGGGAGGCUCAGCGAAUGCAUAGUGAUGCAAAUUCCUUCCAGGAUCCUCCCCCUCAUAUUGGUGGUGCUGUUGAGUCAAGCCCUGAAAUGUUGUUUUGA
Molecule: messenger RNA, 1599 nt
Organism: Penicillium angulare
Lineage: Eukaryota; Fungi; Ascomycota; Eurotiomycetes; Eurotiales; Aspergillaceae
Product: putative C6 transcription factor
Exons: 3
Coding region: 1-1599 (532 amino acids)
Biological process (GO): regulation of DNA-templated transcription
Molecular function (GO): zinc ion binding; DNA-binding transcription factor activity, RNA polymerase II-specific
Source: RefSeq, a predicted model, not a curated record